Messenger RNA from Zasmidium cellare ATCC 36951, 3222 nucleotides. RefSeq lists its product as uncharacterized. Gene Ontology annotation, cellular component: membrane. The transcript has a single exon. NCBI's taxonomy places the organism in Eukaryota, Fungi, Ascomycota, Dothideomycetes, Mycosphaerellales, Mycosphaerellaceae. Bases 1 to 3222 code for a protein of 1073 amino acids. Gene Ontology annotation, biological process: monoatomic cation transport; transmembrane transport; intracellular calcium ion homeostasis. Gene Ontology annotation, molecular function: monoatomic cation transmembrane transporter activity. The record is from RefSeq and is a predicted model, not a curated record.
AUGCGCCACGACGCCCGCCCCCGAACGAGACACCGCGCCGCCGGCAGGUUCUUCUUGACCACCGGAUUCUGCCUCCUCUUCGCGACCUACGCCCUCCUCAUCGACCCCUACCUCCGCCCGCGACCCGCGCCGCCGAUACACCCCCGCUCCCUUGAUGCGCCCAUCUCUGUCCGCGGCGAGGACGACUGUCGCCGAGUCCACAGUUCGCCAGACCAAUGCGCCUACAUCCGCGCCAACUGCCCGCCAGACGAGGGAGGCUUCACGGCCUACCUUGAGCUGUUCUACUGCAGGCUGCCGCACGCCAAACCGGUGGCCUUCCUGAUCCUCAUAUCAUGGCUCGGCCUGCUCUUCUCCACCAUUGGCAUCGCCGCUAGCGAUUUCUUCUGCAUUGAUCUGAGCACGAUUGCUGGGAUCCUGGGGAUGAGCGAGAGCAUGGCGGGCGUGACAUUCUUGGCGUUUGGGAACGGCAGCCCGGAUGUCUUUUCCACAUUUGCUGCGAUGAGCACGAAUAGCGGCAGUUUGGCGGUGGGAGAGCUGUUUGGGGCGGCGGGAUUCAUCACGGCGGUGGUCGCAGGUGCCAUGGCUUUGAUCCGCCCGUUCCACGUCUCUAAGAACACCUUCAUCCGAGAUGUGGGGUUCUUUGCGGUGGCAGCCGCCUUCAGCAUGGUGUUUCUGUGGGACGGGAGGCUGCACUUCUGGGAGUGCAUUACAAUGGUUAUAUACUAUAUCUUCUACGUGGUCUUCGUGGUGGCAUGGCAUUGGUGGGUGGGGCGAAGACGGGUGAGGAGGGAGAAGGAAGCGGCAGCGAGGGGGCAUUUCGUGAAUCCUGGAGAGGACGAGCUGGACCACGAGCCAUACCACGACGACCCAGCGGAAGCCGCCGAACGACGGAGGCCAAGCAUCUUCAGAGGGGUAUCGAGAGAAGACUGGAGUGCUUUGGAGGGAGGCUCCGCCGAGCCCUACGAAGAUGCCUACAACGAAGACGAAGAGGAAGAAGCCAGGGAUAGGUGGAUGAGUGACUUAUCGAGCAACAUGCGCCUCACCAGGCCAAAUGCUCGUUCGAGACGCAACACGGUCACCCCGGUCCGCCCAUCUUUAGUCGGCGCGCUUGAGUUUCAAGCAGUGCUCAAGUCGUUGCAAAAGUCCCGAAACAUUCAAACAAUCCCUCUGGAUUCCCGGCGCUACUCGGACGACCCAACAUACACCACCCUCCAGCAGCAGGAUCAGAUGUCAUCCGUGUCUGACCCGGCUGCUCGACCGGCCUACGAAGUGCACGUAACUGACGAGAGUUCCCCAUUGCUUGAACGACCGAGCUUCGACGUGCCAACGCCAUACUCUGCACCUGCCGGGAGAACGAGAGCAGUGUCUGCAAAUGACGCAGCAACUCUACGGCUUGGUGCUCACUUCCCUCACUUGACUCCUAUCCAGUCGGAGGACAAUCUCGCUGAUGGCCCAACCGAGCAGGGACAGCGCCCUAGGAGUCUCUUGGAAGUUCCCCACCCUGCUCAUCCUGGAUCGCAUCCUACAUCGCCAACUUCGCCGGCGUUGAUGGUCGAGCCUGCCACACCAGCACGAGAAAGCCCUUUCUCUGAGACUCGCAGCCGUGCAUCCACAGCUUCAGGAGAUCUUUUGGCCCCACCAGAACCGGCCCCACUCAAUCGGCCUUCAAGUGACUACUUUGUGCCACGAGCACCAUCACGCCGCGGUACCGAUUCCCCUGAAGAUUCGCCUCGCUUGGUCCCUCGUGCGAGGAUGCUUCCCAAGAUUGUAAUUCCACAAAACGACAGAUCCCCGCCGUCCAGCCGCGGCACUUCUCCCUUUCCGGCAUAUCGUGACUAUCCAUCACCUUCGAUCACGGCAAGCACAAGGUCGCCCGCAGGCACGAGGCCACCCAGUCUGUAUCUGCCAGGUCCAGUUUCCCCCGAAUCUUUACCAGCCGACCAGGCUGUCGAACAAGAAGUUUCCCGUCGACCGACAAGAUUGACCAAAUUCUGGCCGUACAGCAUUUUGCCGCCUCCUGGUGUCUUGAUGUCGACAUUGUUUCCCACGAUAUACCACUGGCAUGAGAAAAGCUGGUGGGAGAAGAUCUUGGGGAUCGUGGCUGCCCCAAGUGUUUUCAUGUUGACGAUCACGUUGCCUGUGGUGGAGACUGAGAAGGACGAGGCAGAUAAUGUGCCGACGACCCCCGCCAAGAACCUGAGCCUAGACAGCGCACGAUCUAAGAGCGCCGCCACAGCCACAGUCUCUCCUGGUCCCAAGGGCGGUAUUGUCCCCGAAUACAUGUUGGAUGGCUCUGACUACCAACACCACGAACACAACUUGGCAACGGAUGGCGUUACGGGAAUGGGCAAUACUGCCACGGUCGCUGCUCACGCCGAGCAGCAUCGUCACCAACACAACCACCAUGCCACAGUGUCGGCGGAACCACAGCCGUUGCACUCCCAAGUCAUUGACGAAGGCAACGAUGCACAACCAGAGCUCUGGAACCGGUGGCUGGCUAUCAUACAGCUCCUCUUGGCACCGAUAUUUAUCGUACUGUCCAUCUAUAUCCAAGCACCGAUGGACCUGUCCCCUAUCUGGCUGGUUAGAGCCAUCUUGAUAUCCCUGCUGGUUUCCGUCGUACUCCUCAUACCUUUUCUGCUCACCACUACGCCAACCCAUCGUCCCAACAUCUACCGCAUCAUCCUCAGUCUGGCUGGCUUUGUUGUCUCCAUUGCCUGGAUCUCUGCGGUAGCUUCCCAGGUCGUUGGCGCACUGAAAGCAUUGGCUGUUAUUCUAAACAUGUCUCACGCCAUCAUGGGCCUCACCAUCUUCGCCGUGGGAAAUUCUCUUGGAGAUCUCGUCGCCGAUGUCACGGUUGCAAAGCUUGGGUACCCUGUCAUGGCACUCUCAGCCUGCUUUGGAGGCCCAAUGCUCAACAUCCUUCUGGGGGUUGGUUUGUCAGGAUCCUACAUCCUCAUCCGCGACUCGGAACGAAGGCACGAAAAGCACCCGGAAAAGGGCAUCAAGUUCAAGAGCUAUCACAUCGAGGUCAGCAAAACGCUGAUUGUUAGCGGCAUCACGUUGCUCAUCACCUUGGUGGGCUUGUUGAUCUUGGUGCCGCUCAACCGGUGGGUGCUGAAUCGCAAGAUUGCGUGGGCGAUGAUUGCGCUUUGGACCAUCAGCACUGUUUUCAAUGUAGUUGUUGAAGUCACGGGGAUUUUGGGGGAGUCUGAGCGAUGA